GCCAGAGUCGGUCAUAGAGCCGCACCACUUCCGGUCCCGGGAGCGCAGGGGAGCCGGAAGUCCGGUGGGCUGCGGGCGUCGCGAUGGAAGACAGCGAUUAUGAGUCGGUGCUGUGUGUCAAGCCGGAGGUCCACGUUUACCGCAUCCCACCGCGGGCCACCAACCGUGGCUACAGGGCCUCGGAGUGGCAGCUGGACCAGCCAUCAUGGAGUGGCCGGCUGAGGAUCACUGCAAAAGGGAAGGUGGCCUACAUCAAGCUGGAGGACAGGACCUCAGGGGAGCUCUUUGCUCAGGCACCAGUGGAUCAGUUUCCUGGCAUGGCGGUGGAGAGCGUGACGGACUCCAGCAGGUACUUCGUCAUCCGCAUAGAAGAUGGAAAUGGGCGACGGGCAUUUAUUGGAAUUGGCUUCGUGGACCGAGGUGAUGCUUUUGACUUCAAUGUGGCUUUGCAGGACCAUUUCAAGUGGGUGAAACAGCAGUGCGAGUUUGCAAAACAAGCCCAGAACCCAGACCAAGGCCCCAAGUUGGACCUGGGCUUCAAGGAGGGCCAGACCAUCAAGCUCAACAUUGCAAACAUGAAGAAGAAGGAAGGAGCAGCGGGGAGCCCCCGAGCCCGGCCCACCAGCACAGGAGGGAUAAGCCUGCUUCCCCCGCCCCCUGGGGGCAGAGCCUCCACAUUGGUCCCACCCCCUGGGGAGCAGUUGUCGCUGGGAGGGUCCCUUGUCCAGCCGCCAGUUGCUUCUGGCUCAGGAGGUGCCACUAUGUCCUGGCCACAGCCCAAGCCUGCCACUGCUGCCACUGCUGACAUCUGGGGAGACUUUACCAAAUCCACAGGGUCAGCUUCCAGCCAGACACAGCCGGGCACAGGCUGGGUCCAGUUCUGAUUGGAGCAGCAUUCUCACGACACUGCAUCUGGGAGGGAGCUGCCUUUUCCGGGCUGAGAUUGGAGCUGCAGCGCCUGGCCAGCUCCUGCAGUGUCCUCUCCUCUCCUUGCUUGCUCUGGACAGACUGGCCCCAUGGGGCAGUAAAGCGGCACCGUGUCACAGUGCUCUGGGAUUCGGGGAUACAGCUGGAG
Cavia porcellus (domestic guinea pig) is the source of this 1075-nucleotide messenger RNA. It is a transcript of the gene Necap2, whose product is annotated as NECAP endocytosis associated 2. The record is from RefSeq and is a predicted model, not a curated record. The transcript is spliced from 8 exons. Gene Ontology annotation, cellular component: clathrin vesicle coat; membrane. The coding region runs from base 84 to 884 and encodes 266 amino acids. Gene Ontology annotation, biological process: endocytosis. NCBI's taxonomy places the organism in Eukaryota, Metazoa, Chordata, Mammalia, Rodentia, Caviidae.